AUGGCUGCCCUCGCCAACGCUGCUGUUGCUCCCUCCACCUUCGUCGGCCAGAGCGCUGAGCUCGCCGCCAAGGUCAACAAUGUGGAGGCUCGCGUCUCCAUGAGGAAGACGGCCAAGGCCGCCCCCGCCAGCUCCUUCUACGGCCCCGACCGCCCCCAGUUCCUGGGUCCCUUCUCCUCCCCCCCGUCGUACCUCAACGGCGAGUAUGCCGGUGACUACGGGUGGGACACCGCGGGCCUGUCCGCCGAUCCCGAGACGUUCGCCAAGAACCGCGAGCUGGAGGUGAUCCACGCCCGCUGGGCUCUUCUCGGCGCCCUGGGCUGCCUGACCCCCGAGCUCCUGGCCAACAACGGCGUCGAGUUCGGCGAGGCUGUGUGGUUCAAGGCCGGUGCCCAGAUCUUCUCCGAGGGCGGCCUCGACUACCUCGGCAACCCCGGCUUGAUCCACGCGCAGUCCAUCCUGGCCAUCUGGGCUACCCAGGUCAUCCUGAUGGGCGCCGUUGAGAGCUACCGCGUGGGUGGCCUCGAGGGCUUCCAGGAGGUUGAGGAUCCCCUGUACCCCGGCGGUGCGUUCGACCCCCUGGGUCUGGCUGACGACCCCGACGCUCUCGCGGAGCUGAAGGUGAAGGAGCUGAAGAACGGCCGCCUCGCCAUGGUGUCGAUGUUCGGAUUCUUCGUCCAGGCCAUCGUGACCGGCAAGGGUCCCCUUGAGAACCUAUGUGUGGCUGGAUCAGGCGAGUUCGCACCGCAAGUCUUUUCUCCACGAGCUAUUUCCAGUUACAAUCGCACCGAUGCCUCUCCUCCUCGUCGCGUCGAUCCGCAUCUCUCUGCGCCCUCCGCCGCCUCUGCCGCCUCCGGCUGCGUCGGCGAGCUCACGGACUCUCGCUUGUCGCACAACGUCGUCGCACAGCGAAAUGCCGUCGCACAGCGCAAUGCAGUCGCACAGCGAUUCGCCUCCACGUCUGACGCGCGAGUGGAGUCGCUAGCAGCCGAGGCGCUGUACCUCGCACAGACGGCCGCGCUCGUCGCGAAAGAGGCAGCGCAGCUCGCGACUAUAGAGAGGGCCAUGCUGCGACAGGUGACUACAACGAACGAUUCCUUUAAGACGCCGGUCGAGAGCAGCUGGCGUGAUUGUAUCGAGGUGGGGGAGGAGCUAGGGCAGGAGGAGUUACGAAGCGUGUGGAUGGCUGCAGGCGCUCCGGUUCCUCUCCUGACUCCGCGUGAAGCUUCCAGGAACAUGCAGCUUGGUAGCGACGCUAGGAGGUUUCUUCCGGCUCGCAGCGCGUUGAUCGGCGACCUGACGAAUGCCGACUUGCUACGACAGGCGGGUGGUUUCUGGUGGGAGGAGGAAGAAGGGGCGGCGAAUUCACGUGGCAGCACCAGAUUGGUCCGUUCAGAGUCUGUAGCUUCAGAGAGGACGAGCAGCGCAAUGCUGACCGACGAUUGGUCGUUGGCGUUCCCUGGAUCGUCGCCGAGACAGGGUGGCGACAGCAGCCCGUCGCAGAAUGACGCUUCAGUUUCUGCUCUUAGCGAAGGUGACUUAAGCGAGAGAGAUGCCAGUGGUGACAGCAGCGACGGUGAUAGUACCGAGGCAACAGGUCAACCUAAACCGCGUAGUGUACGCACCUUAGUUAAGUCCAGGCGGAAAGGGGUGCGCAUGGAGCAGAGAGAGAAGGCGCGAUUAAAGAGGUAUGCCAACCGGUCCUCCCUCCCCAACUCGUCCUUAGACUCCCUCCUCCUACUCACUCCCUCCCGCUCCGCUGCGAAACCCGCGAAGCGAUCACCCAAAGCCCCGGCGAAAGAGUUACCAGAAGCCGGCGAAGAGAAGGACCUGACGCUGGAGGAGUUUCGCCGAGUGUCGAACGACCCGAUCUUCGCCAUGUUCGAAUCCGCGGGGGGUAACUCGCGCCUGCUCACAGCCGCGGAGGAAAUAGAAUACUCCAAAGGCGUCCAGGAGCUCCUGAAGCUCGAGCGAGCGCGAGACGCGGCGGACAAGGCGCUGGGGCGCGCGGUGACGAUGGAGGAAUGGGCGGAGGCGGCGGGGUUGUCGGUGGUGGAGCUGCGGCGGCGGGAGGCGCGCGGGCGCGAGUGCAAGAAGGCGAUGAUGGCGAGCAACAUGCGGCUGGUGAUCAGCGUCGCGAAGAAAUACUGCCGCGGGGGAGUCGGGCUUCAGGAACUCAUCACGGAGGGGUGCAUGGGGCUGAUGAAGGGCAUAGAGCGCUUCGACCACAAGCGGGGCUUUAAGUUCUCCACGUACGCGCACUGGUGGAUCCGCCAGGCCAUCACCCGCUCCGUCGCCGAGCAGACCCGCACCGUGCGCCUCCCGGUGCACAUCUACGAGCUGCUAUCGCGCAUUGCCAAGGCGCGCGACCUGCUGUGGGAGCAGCUGGGGCGGCUGCCGUCCGACAGCGAGCUGGCAGGCCUCGUGGGGCUCACCCCCGCCAAGCUGCGCGCGGCCGUGCGCAACGUGCGUGCGCCCUGCUCCAUGGACCGCCCCAUCUCCUCUGAAGGCGAAGACACACUCGGGCAGUCAUUUGUGGAGGACUUAACACUGGAGUGUCCAGAGGAGCUCAUGAUGCAGCAGCUGCUGAAGCGAGACCUACAGCAGGUGCUCGGCACACUCACGCCCCGGGAGAGGGAGGUGAUGUGGCACCGCUACGGGCUGGACGACGGGCGUUCCAAGACCCUGGAGGAGCUGGGGGUUAUGUUCCGGGUGACAAGAGAGAGGAUUCGGCAGAUUGAGUCUAAGGCGCUGUUGAAGCUGAGGCAGCCUGAGAGAGGAGGGGGACUGAAGGGUUAUGUGGAUGGGUUGGCUCUCCAGCAGCACUUCCGAACACCCAUACAUCUCUUCAAGCAGACAGAAAUGGCUGCCCUCGCUAACGCCGCUGUUGCUCCCUCCACCUUCGUCGGCCAGAGCGCUGAGCUCGCCGCCAAGGUCAACAAUGUGGAGGCUCGCGUCUCCAUGAGGAAGACGGCCAAGGCCGCCCCCGCCAGCUCCUUCUACGGCCCCGAUCGCCCCCAGUUCCUGGGCCCCUUCUCCUCCCCCCCGUCGUACCUCAACGGCGAGUAUGCCGGUGACUACGGGUGGGACACAGCGGGCCUGUCCGCCGACCCCGAGACGUUCGCCAAGAACCGCGAGCUGGAGGUGAUCCACGCCCGCUGGGCUCUUCUCGGCGCCCUGGGCUGCCUGACCCCCGAGCUCCUGGCCAACAACGGCGUCGAGUUCGGCGAGGCUGUGUGGUUCAAGGCCGGUGCCCAGAUCUUCUCCGAGGGCGGCCUCGACUACCUCGGCAACCCCGGCUUGAUCCACGCGCAGUCCAUCCUGGCCAUCUGGGCUACCCAGGUCAUCCUGAUGGGCGCCGUUGAGAGCUACCGCGUGGGUGGCCUCGAGGGCUUCCAGGAGGUUGAGGACCCACUGUACCCCGGCGGUGCCUUCGACCCCCUGGGUCUGGCUGACGACCCCGACGCUCUCGCGGAGCUGAAGGUGAAGGAGCUGAAGAACGGCCGCCUCGCCAUGGUGUCGAUGUUCGGAUUCUUCGUCCAGGCCAUCGUGACCGGCAAGGGUCCCCUUGAGAACCUGUCCGACCACUUGGCUGACCCCACCGUGAACAACGCCUGGGCUUAUGCCACCAACUUCACCCCCGGCCAGUAA
Messenger RNA from Closterium sp. Naga37s-1, 3651 nucleotides. NCBI's taxonomy places the organism in Eukaryota, Viridiplantae, Streptophyta, Zygnematophyceae, Desmidiales, Closteriaceae. The record is from the annotation of a GenBank genome assembly.